AUGUCCACCACCGUCAGCUCCGCUUCGGCCCCCAGCGCCAGCACCGCCUGCGCUGCUCAGCUCUUCAACCAGCCCAACCAAGACAACACCUGCGCCCUGCCCUACAAGGAUGAAUACCUCACCAUGAUGGAGAAGUGCUGUGGCGACGCAAAGAUUGUUAGCUACUACGACAACUGCGGCAUCUACUGUGUCGCCCUCGACCAGACCAUCGGCGAACUCUCCAAGUGCCUCUUCAGUGAGGGCGCUGCCGACGCCGACGUUUUCUGCAGCGGUAGCAAGAAGACCACAAAGACCAAGGACGCCGAUGUCCCCGCUACCGCCCAGGCGAGCGUUGUUUCUAGCAAGGACGAUGAUGACAAGGAUGGUGAUGAUGAGGAUAGCUCUUCUGCUGCUUCUUCUGGCACAGCUACCGGCACUGCUUCUUCCAGCAGUGAGACCUCUUCCGAGACUGGUAACGCUGCUCCUUCUUUGGCGCCCAAGAGCGGUAUCAGCACUGUUGGUCUUGCCAUCGGUGCUCUGCUCUUCUCCUCCUUCGCUGCUGGUGCUUUCCAGCUGUAA
This is a messenger RNA of Fusarium venenatum, 558 nucleotides long. RefSeq lists its product as uncharacterized. The record is from RefSeq and is a predicted model, not a curated record. NCBI's taxonomy places the organism in Eukaryota, Fungi, Ascomycota, Sordariomycetes, Hypocreales, Nectriaceae.